This is a messenger RNA of Dentiscutata erythropus, 306 nucleotides long. The record is from the annotation of a GenBank genome assembly. Lineage: Eukaryota; Fungi; Glomeromycota; Glomeromycetes; Diversisporales; Gigasporaceae.
AUGAACUUCGUACUAUUUCUUACAAAAAUCUUUAUGAUUGCUACUUUAUUUGUGACUUUGUUGGCAUUAAUUAUUAGUAAAGAAAAACCGGAUAUUAAAACUCCAUCGGAAGUGGCCAUAUAUAAUAAGAAUGGAACAUUUGAGAUUUUACAAUUCGGUAGAAUUUGUUAUUGGUACAUGAGUAAUUUUGCUGAAGCAUUGUCUUACUUUGUGAAAUCUCUUUUAAAACCAUCGAGGGAAGUAAUAGAAUCUGCUGAAGAUGUUAAAAUAUGCUUGGAAGAUUUCUUUGGUUUCUUUUUAGUUGAU